AUGUCCGCCCCCACCAACAGCCCGCUUCCUGACGACCUCGUUGCUGCUACUGUGCAGCCAGAAUCUCCUACGUGCGCCUCGGCACUCGAAUACGCUGAGGAGCCUACCGAGCAUAUCGAGGAGCAUGCUCAUGUCAAAGAGCAUGUCGAAGACCACGUCGAGGAGCAUGUCGAAGAGCCUACCGAGCAUGCCGAAGAGCUUGUCCAUGCAGAAGAGCAUGUUCACAUCGAAGCUCCUGUUGAAGAGCAUGUUGAAGAGCAUGUCGAAGCUCCUGUUGAAGGACAUGUCGAGGAGCAUCUCGAACCUACCGACCAUGUCGAAGAGCCUGUCCAUGCAGAAGAGCUUGUCCGUGCAGAAGAGCUUGCCCAUUCCGAAGAGCAUGCUCAUAUCGAGGAGCAUGUCAAGGAGCCCACCCACGACCAGCCUGAGGAGGCCACUACAAUAUGCGCAUGCGCAACAGGCGCACCGCCAGCGACCGGGGUCUCUACUGCGAGCAGGUAG
Molecule: messenger RNA, 501 nt
Organism: Morchella importuna
Lineage: Eukaryota; Fungi; Ascomycota; Pezizomycetes; Pezizales; Morchellaceae
Exons: 2
Coding region: 1-501 (166 amino acids)
Source: RefSeq, a predicted model, not a curated record